AUGCAUAAAGAUUGUAAUAAUUCGAUUAUAAAUAAAGCCAUUAUCGAUUCCUCCUCUGAGUUUUCUUCAGAGGACGUUCAAUGCUCUAAAAAAACUGAAAUAUUAGCUAGUAACUCUAAAGAACAAUCAAAAAAGCGCAAAUUCAGAUCUCUUCAGAAGAUUGAUAAUGAUCCUGAAACACUCAAGUUUUGUAAGGUAUGCAACAAUAUAUGA
This is a messenger RNA of Dentiscutata erythropus, 213 nucleotides long. The record is from the annotation of a GenBank genome assembly. NCBI's taxonomy places the organism in Eukaryota, Fungi, Glomeromycota, Glomeromycetes, Diversisporales, Gigasporaceae.